Messenger RNA from Closterium sp. NIES-67, 2525 nucleotides. Lineage: Eukaryota; Viridiplantae; Streptophyta; Zygnematophyceae; Desmidiales; Closteriaceae. The record is from the annotation of a GenBank genome assembly.
UCUAUUUUUAUCAUCCUUUUCUUUGAUAGAGGCGUCCUCGGGGCAGCAACACUUCGUCCGUCCCUAGUGGGCUGCUGCUCCUGCCGUACCUCCUGGAUCGAAGGCAGACGCGUCUCGUCUCCUCCGUCCUGCUAUCGCCGUGUCAGAUCCCCAGCCCUAGGCAUUCAUCACCGGCUGGUCCUGUUACGGUUCGCGUUUCCUCUGUCACCGUCCCUGUCAGUGUUGCACUGUUGCUUAGUGCUGCUGAGUGUUGCUCAGUGCGCCUCAGUGUUGCCGACAUGGCAUCCGUAACUCUGGGCAUGGCGGCCUGUGCUCCCGCGCUCCGCUGUAAGCCCACCUCGAGCGCCACGUGCGUCAGCAGCGGCGAAGCGCUGGCAGAAGCGCGGCUAGGCGCGCACAAAUCCGCCCUGAGAAUCCACAGCAGCGGGAAUGCCGCGGCCCAAUGGAACCCGCUUUCGUCGAGCAGAAGCAGAUCGGCAUGCAGAUUCGCGGCGCCGUGCAGCAGCCAAGGAGUGGCUAGUCGACGACGCGCGGCGUGGCGAGUACAGGCGUCCGCGUCGGAACCGCCGUCUGAUGCGAAGAGCGACGCGACUAGUGCCAGCAGCGAGAGCAGUGACAUCAGCAGCGGCGUGAGCACUCCUGGAGUCACAUCGGAACAAUACCAGAUGCUUCUGGAUCCGCGCGCGUCGGAGGGUGCGUGCGACCCGCUGUGUUCGAUCGACGAGAUGUCGUACGAGGAGUACGAGGAGGUGCAGGGCCAGGAGAAGAGCGACAACAUCAAGGCGCUCGUCCUCGCCGCCACCAUCGCCAUCGGCGCCGCCGCCAUCAACCUCGAAUGGGUCGAGGCGCACCAGGACAUCACGAUGUGGGCGGUGUUCGUGCUGGGGUACGCGGGCAUCAUCUUCGAGGAGUCGUUGGCGUUCAACAAGGCGGGCGUGGGGCUGCUCAUGGCCGUCGCGCUCUGGGUCAUCCGCGACGUCUGCGCCCCCGCGCAGGGCCUGGCGGUGGCGGAGCUGUCGCACCACUGCGGGGAGGUGGCGGAGAUCGUGUUCUUCCUGUGGGGCGCCAUGACGAUCGUGGAGAUCGUGGACGCGCACCAGGGCUUCAAGCUCGUGACGGACGCCAUCCAGACCAGGAACUCCAAGAAGCUGCUCUGGAUGGUGGGCGGCAUCACCUUUUUCUUGAGCUCCAUCCUGGACAACCUCACGUCCACCAUCGUGAUGGUGUCGCUGCUGCGCAAGCUCGUGCCCGACCCCGAGCGCCGCCGCUUCCUGGGAGCCGUGGUCGUCAUCGCCGCCAACUCGGGAGGCGCGUGGACGCCCAUCGGGGAUGUCACCACCACCAUGCUGUGGAUCCACGGCCAGAUCUCCACCGUCAAAACGAUCACGGACCUCUUCUUCCCCUCGCUGGUCUCCCUCGCCGUGCCACUCGCUCUCCUCUCCUUUGACAAGUCCCUGGUGGGUGACAGUGACAAGGCGGCGGCAGCCAAGUCGACAUUCGCCAACGAGGCCAUGGCGCCGCGAGGGCGGCUGGUGUUUGGCGUGGGCAUCGGGUCGCUCAUCUUCGUCCCUGUCUUCAAGGCGCUCACCGGCCUCCCGCCCUACCUGGGCAUGCUUGCAGGUCUGGGCGCGCUGUGGCUGCUGACGGACGCGAUCCACUACGGGGAGAGCGACCGGCAGCGGCUCAAGGUGCCGCAGGCGCUGUCGCGCAUUGACACGCAGGGCAUCCUCUUCUUCCUGGGCAUCCUGCUGUCCGUCGGCAGUCUGGAGGCGGCGGGCCUGCUGAAGGACCUGGCGGGGUGGCUGGACAGCAGCGUGGGCAGCGUGGAGCUGAUUGCAGGGACCAUCGGGCUGGCGUCUGCUGUCAUUGACAACGUGCCACUGGUGGCCGCCACCAUGGGCAUGUACGACUUGAGCACGUUCCCAGCGGAUGCGGAGCUAUGGCAGCUGAUCGCGUACUGUGCGGGCACGGGCGGGUCCAUCCUCAUCAUUGGGUCGGCGGCAGGCGUGGCGUACAUGGGCAUGGAGAAGACGGACUUCUUCUGGUACCUGCGCAAGGUGAGCGGAGUGGCGCUGGCAGGGUAUGUGGCGGGCAUGGCAACGUACCUGGCAGGGGCAUACGUCCCCAAUGACCUCUUUGCCACCACACUCGCUGCCCUGCCCCAACUGCCCCAACUGCCCUUCUAAGGUCAAGCUAGCAGUAAUCCAACCAACUCCCAUGUCUUCUCGUCGAUGAAUACUCACUGCCGUUCACUCCCAGUGGAUACUCCUGAGACAAGACCUAGACUUCAGGUUCAGGGGUACCGUACAUUGGUAGACAAGUACCGGACCUGUACGUUAUCAGAAAUCCGAUUUUCCGUUAUAGCGAAUCAUGAGAUGUUUUUCACUGGACACAGGUACGAGGGACAUGCAUAUGAGGUGGAUCUGGAUAGUUUGCUUUCUGGAGCAGUCAAAUGAAACUCUAAUGGUGGAGUAGCAUAUGCUGUGCAAGUGCAAUGCUCGUUGAUGCUCAAGGAUAAAAUGGAA